Mitosporidium daphniae is the source of this 672-nucleotide messenger RNA. RefSeq lists its product as uncharacterized. The record is from RefSeq and is a predicted model, not a curated record. Bases 1 to 672 code for a protein of 223 amino acids. The transcript has a single exon. NCBI's taxonomy places the organism in Eukaryota, Fungi, Microsporidia.
AUGAAAAACAUCAUUCGAAGGUCGAGGAUUUCCUGGUCGUCGAAAAGGGGCUCCAAGUCUUCUUUCGAUGGGGAGCAAACUCUCGGCCAAAACGAUGAUGCCAGCGUGCUGGAAGAGGACACCAGGGCCUUUUCAUCCUCGUCAUCCUAUCAAGAUGCUGUUCUUGUUGAAAUUAGCUUAAAUUGGACGCAGGACGAGGAGAGACUUGUGGAGGCUUUUUGUUCCACCAAGGAAGAGGAAGACAAUCAGCAGCAAAUGCACCCUGAAAAUAAUUCCUCGCUCUUCAUCGAGUCGUCAAUUGUUGCCACUCCACAUCCCCGUUCCCAGAAUUUCAGAUCCAACCCCGGUGCGAUGUCGCAAACCUCAUUUGAUCCGACAGGCUUUAUCGUCACAGAAUACUCUUCUGCGUCGAUGAGAGAAAUUACGGCCGAUCUUUUACACUUGGAUGAGGAUAUUGACGCGAACAUCUCAAUCCUAAAGUCUGUGGUUAAACGAAAUGUCGACCUCUACUUGUCAGCAUUCAGCAUUUUGCAAGAAUUGCACUCAUUGCGAAUAAAGACGGACACAUUCCUUACUCUCGGAUCAUCCCUGAAAGGUAUAAUACUCGGUUUAUCGUUUAUUUUCUAUAGAAUUGGAACGGAAAAUAGCCACAAUCACCUUGCCAACGCUUGA